AAGGGGAUGAAGUGCUUGAAGGAGUAGGAGAGACGUUGGGUCUCCAGUCCAGCAGCAUCCAUGCUCAACCACAUGCCUUGUGAUGCUGAGGCUGCUUUUCAAAUGAGCGUCCCAAGCAUCGUGCCCAAAGCCAGGCACGCUGUCUGUCAGCCUUUCCCCACCGACACAUGAGACAUCCCUCUCGUGUCAUGAGAUGUGGGGGGCCUCUGCACCACUUGGGACAGCUUGGUGCUCCCCUGGGAGGGCCUGUUUUGUGGUUUCACCCCUCUCUAUUGGGUGAGGGUCCCUGGCCCCUGGGCAUGGAUGGUCCCUUGGGCUCAACAUCUCUAAAGCCCUUUAUCAGCAGAGACUUUGUUGGCCCCCCUUGCCAUGUUGGCUAAACUCUCCAACACCGAUUAGGAGAGGGCUGGAGGGAGGUAUGGCCGCUGCUUGUUUAGGGCAUGACCUUGUUAUUGAAGGAGGUAAUUAAACCUGCCUGGGAUAUCUUUGCCCAUUAGCCCUGCUGCCACGCUGGUGCUGGGAAGGUUCGGCAGAAGAAUGGCAGUGCCAAGCCCACCGGCUUUGGCAUCACCACUGUUAAUGAUUGCCCGUCACCAGUUUCCAAUGCACCUGCCAUUACUGAUAGUGUAAUAUUUCAAAGCUUAGUCAGCGUCUCCUCCCACUCGCACCGGUCAGGGCAGGAGCAGGGACCUGGAUGGCGUGACUGGGAUGAUGGAUCCGGGGUCACUCAGCUUGCAGCUUCGCAUUGGGGUGAAGCUAGCUGGGCAGCAGCUCAGCCUGCGAAGCUGGAGAGAUGCUGUCAGAGGGAAGUGGAGGGAGAAGCAGAGUUGGGAUUUUCCUUGGCUAUGUUUAAACCCAGCAGGUAGCCAGGGAAGCCAGCUGAGGCAAGGGUUAACCUUGCAAUGCAAUCCACGCUCCUCCACAACCCCACGUGAUGUACAACAGAAACAACAUGAGAUUAACAGCACCUUCACUGUUUUCUGCUCCAGCAACCCUAGCUAAAAUUAACCAGGCUUAGGAAGCAUUUGUAACUAGCUGGGGCAGAGGAGACAGCAGCUGCAUGUGUUCAGCCUGGGCAGUCCCUGGGGGCUUUUCCCAGCCAAUUCUGCAGCAUGAGCCUGAACUGUCACCUUGGAGCUUCUGAUCCGUGACUUGCCGUAUGAAUUUUGUCAAGCCCCUUUAGCUAAGCUGAUGCCAGUGAUGGAAUAUAAGCGUAAAAAUAAUUUCUUAACAGCUGACAUGUGUCCGGAUGGGUGUCCUGGGAAGGCUGGGACCCUCUGGACCACAGCCCACAGGCUGGGGAGCUCAUGGCUGCGGUAGACCAUGGUGAACACGGGUUGCAGCACCUGGGCAGGGAGGUCGGGCCUCUCCCAGCCUGUGGGAGGAGGGAAACCGAGGCAGGAGAUGCAGACACCCCCGUGCCAUGGCUCCCUUUGCAUUCCCUCCUGGCAGGUUUGAGCAAGGUGGUUUGACAGUCCCCCGGCUCUGCCUGGGCUGAUAAUGGUGCCUUUGUGCUGCCCGACGCUGCACGAGUGGCUGCCACUGCUGACUCAGGGCUUUUUCCCAGCCAGCGCCACUGCGGGAGCCCCGUGACCCAUCGGUGGGGGGGACCCUGCAAGGGGGGGGCUAGCAGCAAAGCAGUGAGGCAACAGGCUCUGCAGAAAGCCAGCAGCUGCAGGAGCCGACAAUACCCUGCGGUGGAGGGGACACUCCCAGCUGAGCAGGACCCGACGCCAUGGGCUCCCGGCACUUCCCUGCCCGGACAGUCCUCUUUGAGAAGGAGUCCAAUGGUGUCACAUACCGCGUGCCUGCUCUGCUCUACCUGCCCUGCGUGGCCAAACUGCUGGCUUUCGCUGAGGAGCGGCUGAGUGCCGACGAUGCCCACGCCAACCUGCUGGUGCUGCGCCGCGGCACGAUCUACGGGAGCUAUGUGGAGUGGGAAGACAUGCGCGUGCUGGAGACGGCGACGCUGCAGCACCACCGGUCAAUGAACCCCUGCCCGCUCUAUGAUGAGUUCACUGGCACCCUCUUCCUUUUCUUCAUCACGGUGCUGGGCAGGACCCCUGAAGCCUACCAGAUUGUCACCGGCCAAAACGUCACCCGCCUCUGCUGUGUCACCAGCGCUGACCAGGGCCUGAGCUGGAGCACAGCCACAGACCUGACGCAGCAGGUCAUUGGUGGGACCAUCAAAGACUGGGCGACGUUUGCACUGGGCCCCGGGCAUGGGAUCCAGCUGCGGUCCGGCCGGCUGCUAGUGCCUGCCUACAGCUACCACAUCGACUGCAAGGAGUGCUUCGGCCAGCUCUGCAAGACCACCCCUCACUCCUUUGCCUUCUACAGUGAUGACCACGGCCGGGGCUGGCGCUUUGGGGAGUUCAUCCCCAACCUGCAGACGGGUGAGUGCCAGCUGGUCUCGGUGGACGAGGAGGAUGGCUCCAACGUCCUCUACUGCAAUGCCCGCAGCCCCUUGGGCUUCAGGGUCCAGGCGCUCAGCACAGAUGACGGGGCUGUCUUCCACGGGGGGCAGCUGGUCCAGCGGCUGGUCGAGCCCCCCCAUGGUUGUCAUGGCAGCGUCGUCGGCUUCCCUGCACCUUUUGUGUAUGUCCCCACUGCCCCCUGGGACCCCACGAUGCCCCUCCAGGGCUCAGCUCGCCGGCUGCUCCCUGGGAUGCUCCAGGGAUUUCGGUACCUGCCCACCCGGCAGGCAGCAGGUGAUGAGCUGCCCGCUGUAGCCACCAGCAGCCACCAUGAGCCAGCCGAGCCCGAGGAGGGCUGUCUUACCCCAGGGCUUCACGGCCAUGCCCAUGGUAUUGCCUCAGUCCAAGGGGACCCUGUGGUGACCCCCAGCCCCGCCGCCUUCUUCCAAGCACCGACGUGGGUCCUCUACUCCCACCCCACCAGCUCCAUGUCACGGGUCAACAUGGGGGUUCACCUGAGCACAUUCCCCAGGGACGUGGAGAGCUGGACUGAGCCGUGGGUCAUCUAUGAGGGCCCAAGUGCUUACUCGGACCUGGCUUACAUGGAGCUGCCCUACAAUGAGGCCUCCAUCUCUGGUGGCCCAGCCGUCGCUUUCGCCUGCCUCUACGAGAAUGGAACGCGGUCGCCCUACGAGCAGAUCUCCUUCAGCAUGUUCACGCUAUACGAUGUGCUCCAGAACAUCCCCCUGACAGCCGCUGCUCCCCAGCAGGACAGCAGCCCCACACACCGCAGGAAGCGGAGGCAAAAGAGCUGCCUCAUCUCCUAAUGCCCCCCCAGGUUGGCUCCCCCCUGGUCCCUCAGCACCGGACCCUGUGGCACCAACCCAGAGCCCAGUGCACUGGGAUGCUCACAGCCUGGUGUCCUGCCACUGGCCAGCAUGGCCACAUCACACAGAAGCCAUGUACUACCGUCCCAAAACUGGAUUUUUAUCUUAUUUUUAUUGCUAUUUUUUAAUUACAUAGUUGAUUAGGCAUGGAGGCUUGUGCCACCAGCCCAGCCCCAGGCUCCUUUCUAAAUACAUGAGCCAACCCAUGAAAUACAUAAUGGGGGGCAACAGCAGCAAAGCAGGGGAGAAGGCAGCGGGGGACACCCUGUGCCACCUGCCUAUGCCAGGUCCUGGGCCGGGGGGACGUCAUGCUCCAGCUGUGCCAUACCUGGUACUACCACCCUGCUCUGAGGGUUUUCCUCCCAUGGUCAUAAAUACUUAUGUUCCUUUUUUAAUUGCUCCUUUUUAAUGAUGCUGUUUGAGCCAAUGCCUCUUUUUCUCAACAGUCUCUCCAAAAAUCACUGUGCUGGUUUUGGCUGGGGUAGAGUUAAUUUUCUUCAUAGUACUAUAUUUUGGAUUUGUGCUGAAAACAGCGUUGAUGAUACAGAGGUGUUUUUGUUACUGCUGAGCAGUGCUUACACAGAGUUAAGGUCUUUUCUGCUCCUCACACUGCCCUACCAGCGAGCAGGCUGGGGGUGCACAAGCAGUUGGGAGGGGACACAGCCGGGACAGCUGACCCCAACUGACCAAAGGGAUAUUCCAGACCAUGUGACAUCAUGCUCAGCAAUAAAACUGGCGGGGGGGGAAAGUUGGCUGGGGGCCGCUGCUCGGGGACUGGCUGGGCAUCAGUCAGUUGGUGGUGAGCAAUUGUUUUCAUUUGUAUCACUUGUCUUUCUUGGGUUUUAUUUCUCUCUCUCUGUU
This is a messenger RNA of Harpia harpyja (harpy eagle), 4165 nucleotides long. RefSeq names its product neuraminidase 4 (gene NEU4). Gene Ontology annotation, cellular component: membrane; lysosome; cytoplasm. The transcript has 4 exons. The record is from RefSeq and is a predicted model, not a curated record. Gene Ontology annotation, molecular function: exo-alpha-sialidase activity. Gene Ontology annotation, biological process: oligosaccharide catabolic process; ganglioside catabolic process. NCBI's taxonomy places the organism in Eukaryota, Metazoa, Chordata, Aves, Accipitriformes, Accipitridae. The coding region runs from base 1736 to 3244 and encodes 502 amino acids.